Molecule: messenger RNA, 2129 nt
Organism: Ailuropoda melanoleuca (giant panda)
Lineage: Eukaryota; Metazoa; Chordata; Mammalia; Carnivora; Ursidae
Gene: BTBD16
Product: BTB domain containing 16
Exons: 16
Coding region: 546-2060 (504 amino acids)
Source: RefSeq, a predicted model, not a curated record
GGGAUCUGAGAACCUUCCAGUGCAAUCUUCUCAUUUGACAGAGGAGGCCUGAGGACUUGAGGCUGGGCACUCCCCGAGGCCCUUUGAGCGGACCUUCCAGGUUACCCCAGGUGCUGUGAGGAAACAUGGCACCACAGGGCAACAGGGCUGGCUCGGCGCCCCUACGGAGGGAGGCCUGUGUGAUGGCGCCCUGCCCUCAGCCCCCAGCCGGCCUGAGACAGGCCCGGAACAGGAAGUGCUCAGAACCUUUCCUGAUGUUGCCAUGGUGCACACAAUCGGGGAAACCAACGGCAAGCUCCCCUGCCAAAGCACCUUGGCCCCUAAGAAGAAAAGGCUGAGCCCCAGAUGUCAUGAGCACUUUCAGGAUUCAGAGUCAGAAGGUGAGCAGGCCGCAGCGACCCUGUAAUUCGGAGACGAAUGCAACGAGAGUGCCUCUGUUCCACAAGCUUCUGUAAACGCAUCCGUGGCUGCAAGGGGGCUUCAGAGACGUGUUUCUUCCCCCCGCCCCCUUCUCCUGGGUGUAGUCACCACUACGGUUCGUGAAAAUGCUGCAUCCCCACAGAGCUCGGCUGGAACGCCGGAUGGUUGGCUCCACCAACCGGUGGCGUUUUCCCAGAGAGCCUUUCUCCGGGGACCUCUUGGGACUUUCCCAGAUGUGCAAAGCUUUGAACGUGGACUUUGAAGAAGCUCUAAAGAACCCAGACAGGUUAUGCGUUUCACAAAUCCAGAAGAUUCUCUUGGGGAACUUGAAGAAAAAGACCAUCCGAAGUGGGGAGGCAGACGUGAUUCUCACUUGUCUGGGCUCCAAAUGGGAACUCCACCAGCCCCAGCUUUUCCAGUCUGAGACCUUGGCCAAGCUCUACCUGAUGGCACUGGCCCAGAGCACCACCAGCCCCACAAAGGAACUGGAGAGGCUUCUGCGAGCUCAGUUGCCUGGGAAGGUCAAGGAAAGACCCCCCAUAAAGAAGAUGAUCAUUUCCUUGAAGAUCAAUGACCCCCUGGUCACUAAAGUUGCCUUCGCCAAGGCCCUGAAGAACCUCUACUUGGGCGAGGUGGAAAUGAACAUGGAUGAUGUGCUGGGCGUGCUGGCUUCCGCACACAUUCUCCAGCUCCGCAGCCUGUUUCAAAGGUGCGUGGCCAUGAUGGUGAAUGGACUCACACCAAGCACCAUCAAGGACUUCUACCUGGCUGGCUGCAAGUACAAGGAAGAGCAGCUCACCACUGCCUGUGAGAAGUGGCUGGAAAUGAACUUGGUCCCCCUAGUGGGGACACAGAUCCACCUCCGGACAAUCCCGCAGGAGCUGCUUCAAAAGGUGCUGCGGUCCCCCAGGUUGUUCACUUUUAAUGAGUAUCAUCUUCUGAAAACACUACUUUUGUGGGUCUUCUUGCGACUGAACUACAGAAUUCAGACGGUUCCGGUGCAUGAAACGGUGGUGGCAUUUUUUAACAGCUUCCCCAAGAAGUAUCCCUUUCUGGAUCAGGACACGGGACAGAGCUUGGUGCCUCUCUUCCUUUGCCUGCGUCUGCACGGCAUCAUCAAAGGCAAAACUCUGGAGGAGUUAAGGCACGUUAAUUUCUUCCCGGAGUCCUGGCUGAUGCGGGUUACGGCCAACCAUUACCACGCACUGGAGAGUGGGGGCGACAUGGCCCACGUGAAAGAUCUAACCACCCAGGCUAUGAGAUUCGGGCUGCUCUUUAAACAGGAGUAUACAACUCAUUCAGAAAUUAUUGCCGUAUAUGGAUUCUUCUUUGAGAUAAAGGGAAUCAAACAUGAUACUACGUCUUAUAGUUUUUACAUGCAGAGAGUAAGGCACACCAACCUGGGGUUCCCGUCCUCGCUCUGUGAGCACGGCCCCGUCAGCCUGAGAGCGGAGCGCUUGGUGAAGUACGAGAUCAGAGCCCAGACCCUGGUGGACGGCAAGUGGCAGGAGUUCAGGACCAACCAGAUCACCCAGAAGUUUGGCUUCGUCAAGCCAUCCUGCAAAAGCCAUGCCCUGAAAGUCCAAACCGUGGGCAUCCCAAUCUAUGCAAGUUUUUCAUUCAUCUUCCCAAUAUCUUGACAAUUUCCAGAAGAAUCUAUGGGAUUUUUCUUUAUUCCACCAGUCUACAUUAAAGAAAAUAAAAUGACA